UUAAAUAAUCUCAACAACCAUCCAUCCUACCAUAUGUUAUUAAAAAAACAUUUUUUUCAUCUGUAUAAAAAACCAAAAAGGUUUUGCAAAACACAUACCUUCCAUUUUCAAAAUUAUUAUGACGUUAUAAUAGUCGGUGGAGGACAUGCUGGAUGCGAGGCGGCCAGUGCUACAGCUAGGAUGGGAUCCAAAACUUUACUAAUAACCCAAAAAAUUAAAACAAUAGGAGAAAUGUCCUGUAACCCUUCGUUUGGGGGUAUUGGUAAAGGUCAAUUAAUGAGAGAAAUUGAUGCUUUAGGUGGACUUUGUUCUCAUAUAUGUGAUAAAUCAGGUGUUCAAUAUAAAGUUCUCAAUACAAAUAAAGGUCCAGCAGUUUGGGGUCUCAGAGCACAAAUAGAUAGAAAACUUUAUAAAAUGCAUAUGCAAAAUGAGUUAUUUAAUAAAACUCCCAAUAUAAGCAUUUUAGAAGAAAGUGUUGAAGAUUUAUUGAUCAAUGAAAAUGAAACUGAAAAGAUAUGUGAAGGUGUAAUAUUAUCAAAUCAUCAAAUUAUAAAUAGUAAAGCUGUUAUAAUUACUACAGGAACAUUUUUAGGUGGUCAAAUAAACAUAGGCUUGACCACAUUUCCGGCUGGGAGAUUAAAUAGCAGUGACCGGCACAAUACCGAAAUACACAAUCCUGAAAAUAUUGAAUCAGCCAGCGAAUUGAGACGCACGUUUAAAAGGCUCGGGUUUAAACUGGGAAGGCUCAAGACAGGCACUCCACCCAGACUUUUAAAGUCAUCUAUCAAUUAUGAUCACCCAUCACUUCAAAGUAAUAUGGGUGACAAUAUUCCUCAUCCCUUUUCUUUCAUGAACUCCGACGUGUGGAUUAAGCCAGAAAAUCAACUUUUAUGUCACCUAACGUCGACGAACGCAAAAGUUCACGAAAUUAUAAUGCAAAACAUGCAUUUAAAUAGACACGUGAGAGAAGAAACCAAAGGGCCUAGAUAUUGCCCAUCAAUAGAAUCUAAAAUUUUGCGUUUUAAUUCGGCUUCUCACCCUAUUUGGCUGGAACCAGAGGGUUUUGAUAGUCCGCUUAUAUAUCCACAAGGCAUGUCUUGCACGCUCCCAGAAGAUGUCCAAGUUCGCGUUUUCCAACAAAUCCCUGGUUUGGAGAAGGUUAUCUUUGCCAAGCCGGGUUACGGGGUAGAAUACGAUUAUAUAGAUCCGAUAGGUCAAUUAGAUCUUAACUUGCAAACUCGGCUUGUUAAAUCUCUCUUUUUGGCGGGACAGAUCAAUGGGACAACUGGUUACGAGGAAGCGGCAUCCCAGGGUAUUAUGGCAGGUAUCAACGCUUCUAUUCAUUGUAAACUACUUCAAUCCAAAUCUCCCACAGAUGACGUCACACAUCAUGAAAAUGUCGAUAAAUUAGACUAUUGGAGUAUGGCAAGAACAGAUGGCUAUAUAGGAGUUUUGAUAAAUGAUUUGGUGACACUAGGAGCCCCUGAGCCAUACAGAAUGUUUACCACGAGAGUUGAAUAUAGGAUGUUACUCAGACCGGAUAAUGCCGAUGCGCGAUUAACAGCCAAAGGGUAUCAUUUGGGCUGCGUUAGUCAAGAUCGGAUGAAACGAUUCCAAUUCAUUCAAUCAGAAUUAGAAGAAGCUAAACAACGCUUAAAAUCUGACAUAAUAUCUCCUCAGGAUGCUAAUUCUUUUUUAGCUUCCAUUUCAAAUGAAGACUAUGGGAAAAUGCGUAAACCUAGAAGUUUUUUUGACUUGCUAUCAGCUCGAGAGGUUACAUUGCAAAAUUUGUCAAGAUAUUUUCCCGAGAAAGGCUAUCAAAAGUUUAUUCGAGAACCACUAAACAUUAACACCGUUGCAGUGAGAUGCAAAAUAGAAGCUACCUACGACCGAUUUUUGAAAGAAGAACACGAGGAUAUAAUGGCCUUGAAACGAGACGAAAAUAUUAUUUUCUCUCCGAACAUAGAUUAUGAAGAUCCUUACUUAAGCCUAUCCAACGAAAUAAAGGAAAAGCUCAAUCUUUAUAAACCUUCGAAUAUAGCUGCCGCAAACAAGAUACCUGGUAUGACACCCGAUGCAUUACUCAGAUUAUUACGUUUCACUAAAAGGAAUUAAAAUAAAUAAUAUUUUUUAAUAUAAUUUGUAGAAUCGGUUUGUAGCAAAUAUUUUCGGCAUUUUUUAAAUCAAAGAAUAAACUUGUUAAUACUUGUUUUUGCGAUCGAAUAUCUUUUCAAUAGUUUAUAAACAAAUCUGUCCUCCCUUAAUUAGGUAAGCGAAUUAUAAAUAUUAAAUUGUCAGAUAACAUAAUGCAUAUUUUAUUUGUAAUAUUUUUUCGAUAUAUAAUAUUAUAUUUUUUUAUAAGACUG
Messenger RNA from Gordionus sp. m RMFG-2023, 2366 nucleotides. RefSeq names its product protein MTO1 homolog, mitochondrial-like. Bases 34 to 2115 code for a protein of 693 amino acids. Gene Ontology annotation, molecular function: flavin adenine dinucleotide binding. Gene Ontology annotation, cellular component: cytosol; mitochondrion. The transcript has 12 exons. NCBI's taxonomy places the organism in Eukaryota, Metazoa, Nematomorpha, Gordioida, Chordodea, Parachordodidae. Gene Ontology annotation, biological process: mitochondrial tRNA wobble uridine modification; tRNA methylation. The record is from RefSeq and is a predicted model, not a curated record.